Messenger RNA from Impatiens glandulifera, 1383 nucleotides. RefSeq names its product glucose-6-phosphate/phosphate translocator 1, chloroplastic-like. Gene Ontology annotation, molecular function: phosphoglycerate transmembrane transporter activity; antiporter activity; triose-phosphate transmembrane transporter activity. Gene Ontology annotation, biological process: transmembrane transport. Bases 160 to 1383 code for a protein of 407 amino acids. The record is from RefSeq and is a predicted model, not a curated record. Gene Ontology annotation, cellular component: Golgi apparatus; membrane. The transcript has 4 exons. NCBI's taxonomy places the organism in Eukaryota, Viridiplantae, Streptophyta, Magnoliopsida, Ericales, Balsaminaceae.
AUAUAUAUAUAUUUUGCUCAGUUGAAUCCGCCGAACAAGAGAGAAUAAACUCUAGGUUUAUUCUGAGAUCUCAAAGCAAGAUUUAACAAUCUAAAGGCCCUUUUUCUCAUCAUCAAAACCCAGUUUAAUUUCUUCAAAACCCAGUUUGAUCAAUCAACAAUGGCGUUCUCUGUAAAACAAUCGCCAACCUCUUUCAUAUCUUCUGAUUUGGUUCCUUCAAAGCACUCUAGACUUGUCUCUCUGCCUUCCAAUUUGAAGAUCCAAAAAACCCUCAAUUCAAUCUCCGCCGUUUCAAUCCAUAAACCCCUCUAUUUGGCAUCAUUCAUUCAAGGAUCUGUACCCGUUUCGACGACCCGUAAGACUCCGAUCGUAUGUCAAGCUUAUGAAGCCGAUCAUUCUCAGCCUGUCAGCAUCGGUUUGCCGGACGAGAAUGAACAAUCGGAGGCAGCCCAGAAACUCAAAAUCAGUAUCUAUUUCGCUACUUGGUGGGCUUUGAAUGUCGUUUUCAAUAUAUACAAUAAGAAAGCCCUCAAUGCGUAUCCAUAUCCAUGGCUUGCUGCUACUCUUUCUCUUGCUACUGGAUCGUUGAUUAUGCUAGUUUCUUGGACUCUGAAGAUCGCGGAGCCUCCCAAGACUGAUUUCGAAUUCUGGAAAUCUCUUUUUCCGGUUGCUUUGGCUCAUACAAUUGGGCAUGUGGCUGCAACUGUUAGCAUGUCUAAAGUUGCAGUUUCGUUUACACACAUAAUCAAGAGUGGGGAGCCUGCAUUCACUGUUCUAGUCUCAAGAUUUCUCUUGGGAGAGACUUUUCCUGCAACUGUUUAUCUGUCGUUGCUUCCCAUAAUCGGCGGUUGUGCUCUCUCUGCCGCGACAGAACUCAAUUUCAACAUGAUAGGGUUUAUGGGUGCAAUGAUAUCGAAUUUGGCAUUCGUGUUUAGAAACAUAUUCUCUAAGAAAGGGAUGAAGGGAAAGGAUGUAAGCGGGAUGAAUUACUACGCCUGUUUAUCGAUUCUUUCUUUGUUGAUUCUUACUCCGUUUGCUGUUGCUGUUGAGGGUCCUAAAAUGUGGGCUGCAGGAUGGAAAAUUGCUCUAGCCGAAAUAGGACCCAAUUUCAUAUGGUGGGUUGUGGCACAAAGUGUGUUUUACCAUUUCUAUAACCAGGUUUCAUACAUGUCUUUGGACAAGAUCUCUCCUUUAACCUUCAGCGUAGGGAACACGAUGAAAAGGAUAUCAGUUAUCGUUUCAUCCAUCAUCAUUUUCCGUAAUCCUAUCCAGCCUGUUAAUGCACUUGGAGCUGCCAUUGCUAUCUUAGGAACUUUCAUCUAUUCUCAGGUAAAUCUAUCUAUGAAUUUGUUUUGUUUUGUUUUUCAUCUGGUAUAUAUAUAG